Molecule: messenger RNA, 630 nt
Organism: Morchella sextelata
Lineage: Eukaryota; Fungi; Ascomycota; Pezizomycetes; Pezizales; Morchellaceae
Exons: 3
Coding region: 1-630 (209 amino acids)
Source: RefSeq, a predicted model, not a curated record
AUGGCUCACCAAAGACCACCGCCACACAUGAGCGGAGCAGGAGGAGGUCACCUUUAUGAGUUAGAUCUAAGUGGCCUCCGAGAUGAGGAAGAUGAUCAAGAUGUCGAACCACACUAUCAGCACCACCCGCCCCCGUCGCAUCACCAGCAUCCCCAACAUACACACCACCAUCACAUGCCCGAUCAGCCACCACCUUCAAAGAUCGCACGAACUGGUCCUGUCAUGGGACCUGGUGGAGGCUCACAAAUGGGAAUGGCCGGACCUUCAAAUGUUGCAGGUCCGUCGAAUAUGUCGCAAAUGCCUGCACCAGCACCAAGACCACGGGGGCCAAAACUCAAAUUUACCCCCGAGGAUGAUCAACUUCUAGUCGACCUAAAGGAAAACAAAGCGUUGACAUGGAAACAAAUUGCGGAAUUCUUUCCUGGGCGGUCCUCUGGGACCUUACAGGUCAGAUAUUGCACUAAGCUCAAAGCCAAGACAACACAGUGGACAGAUGAGACUGUGUUACGGCUCCGCAAUGCCAUGGUCGAGUACGAGCAGGACCGCUGGCGUUUAAUCGCAGCCAAGGUUGGCAACGGGUUUUCCCCAGCAGCUUGCAAGGAAAAGGCGAAAGAGUUGGACGAGCAAUAG